This is a messenger RNA of Hemibagrus wyckioides, 1059 nucleotides long. RefSeq names its product cathepsin 12 (gene cts12). Gene Ontology annotation, biological process: immune response. The record is from RefSeq and is a predicted model, not a curated record. Bases 1 to 1041 code for a protein of 346 amino acids. Gene Ontology annotation, molecular function: cysteine-type endopeptidase activity. Lineage: Eukaryota; Metazoa; Chordata; Actinopteri; Siluriformes; Bagridae. The transcript is spliced from 7 exons. Gene Ontology annotation, cellular component: lysosome.
AUGGCUCGAGUCCCUUGGAUGGAUCUGGUUAGCAGGAUGCUCAUACUUAGCCUCUUCGUGGGAGUACCUCUCUCAAUGGAAGUGGAGUCAGAUGAGGAAGCACCAUCAGAUUGGAAGCUGUGGAAGAGAGCUAAUGGAGUGGACUAUGAAGAAGAGAACGAUGAUCAUGCAAGAAGAGACAUUUGGGAGAAAAACAAAAACCUAAUUGAGGAUAACAAUAGAAAAUAUCAAACGGGCACAUCAGGGUUUACUAUGGCAAUGAACAAAUUCGGAGACCUGACUCGCUUGGAGUAUCAACAUUUACUGGGAGCCAAGGUAGAUCCAAAUGGACGCAAAAAGGAAAAGACUGAUAAAGCAGAAAAACUACGCUACCAUGCUAAGAAACUACGGCAGACUACUGUAGAUUACAGACAGAUGGGAUAUGUCACAGAGGUUAAAGACCAGGGCUACUGUGGAUCAUGUUGGGCUUUCAGCUCUACAGGUGCCAUAGAGGGACAAAUGUUCAAGAAGACAGGUCAGCUGGUGUCUCUAAGUGAGCAGAAUUUGUUGGACUGCUCAUGGUCCUAUGGCACAUACGGCUGUAAUGGAGGUUGGAUGUCCAGGGCUUUUGAUUAUGUCCUUAACAAUGGGCUUCAAGCCUCUGAAACAUACCCUUAUACCUCAGUGGACACACAGCCCUGCUUCUAUGACAGCAACAAAGUUGUGGCACAAAUCAGCGACUACAGGUUCAUUCCCUCAGGAGAUGAACAGGCUUUGGCUGAUGCUUUGACAACUGUUGGUCCAAUCUCUGUAGCGGUUGAUGCUGACCACCCUAGCUUUAUGUUUUAUAGCUCAGGGAUCUAUGAUGAGCCCAUGUGUAAUCCAAGCAACCUGAGCCAUGCAAUGCUUCUGGUUGGCUAUGGCUCAGAGGGUGGCAGAAACUACUGGAUCCUUAAAAACAGCUGGGGCACCGGUUGGGGAGAAGGAGGAUACAUGCGCAUGAUCCGAAAAGGCAGCAACACCUGCGGCAUUGCUAGCUACGCUCUCUAUCCCAUUGCAUAAAAUCUUUUUGUAUCUCUC